Molecule: messenger RNA, 29835 nt
Organism: Xyrichtys novacula (pearly razorfish)
Lineage: Eukaryota; Metazoa; Chordata; Actinopteri; Labriformes; Labridae
Source: the annotation of a GenBank genome assembly
GUGAGAGAGGGCUCGCGCUCCCUCCUUCCCGCUCGUGCGCAUCAACUGUGACUGCGCUCUCUCUUUCCCCACAUUCAAACAUGGCGAAACUCUUUGCCAUCAUACCGCCACCCUCGCCCUCAUCCUCCUCAUCGUUACCAUCACUGCUUACACCCCCAUCAUUAUCUCCGCUGCUAUCAACACUAUUACCUCCGGUACCGUGAUGACCCGGGAGGAUGGAGAAGCUGUCGGCGAGCCUGUCGGAGAUCACUUGGAACCAGUUGGCGCUGCCGUUAGACGCGGUGGUCAGCAAGUUCCGCCUGCCCACCCUGAUCCGCCUCGCACACGGUAAGAGACAUCCUCCGGCAGGUGCUUCGAGCUCCAGGAUGACCGUCAAAUCUCGGAGGAUCUGCUGAAUGCUGUUUGUUAUAUGUUAGCUUACUUCAACGCGCCUCUGUCCUCUCUAUUCACUACAGUUCAGAUAACCGCGACAGGAGUUUCCAAAAAGUACGUUAGACACAAAUUUUCAUGAAAGAAACACGAAAAAGGGGGACUUUUUUUUUUUUUAGAAAUUGAUGUUUUUUAGGGGGGUUUAUCGGAUUAAUUAUACUGGCAUGUUACAACAAGUGUUGAAAUUUACGAAGAAUCUGUGGAGGAUUUUAAUGGUGUCAAGGUAAGCAGGUGUAAGUACUGCUUCCGAUUAGAACUUUCAAAAUAAAGUCUAUUUGGAAGAAAUUAGCUUCUCUUUAGAUAUUUGAAAGAAGAAAAAUCUUUUAUUUCUUUGGACCAGUACCAGAUUGUAUAGUAUUUAAAAGUAGUAGUGGAAGAUGUAUGUAGUUGUGAUGGACUGUCAGCAUUUUUUUAACAGCUGAUACGCAUGCUACUAAUAUGGUAGCAGGUGGCAAGUGUACAUCUUACAGUUGAUGUUGCUGAUUCUGAUUUUUUUGGAAUUUGUGAAAAAAAAAAAAUGAAAUGACUCCCGUUAUUUCAUUCCCUGUACAAUUUAAUAUGCAUGGUACCAAAGUCAGUGAUGUGUUCAAAACUGAUUUUAUGCUAUGUCAUAAAACUGGAAUGAUUGUGGGGUUAUAGUUUAGACUUUAAUACUUGAUGUUUAUGUCAAAAAUGAUAAGUAACAGUACUACUCUAACAGAAUUUAUAUGAAACUUUAGCCAGGAACUGUCAGAUUUGAUUGGGUGUCACUAAGGAUGGUAAAACAUUUCAUUAUUUAGAGGGAUAUUUGUACUGCUCACGACUGGCAACAUUGACAAGGCUGCAUGCAAUGUCUCCAGGUAUUUGUUGUUUAUUUUUUAAUCAGCCAAAUGAAUCCACCUCCAAUAUGUAGUUUUUGUGGCAUAAAGCAGAACAGACUUGAUAGAAAUGUUCAGAGUCAUGUUUGAAUUAUUACACUAUCACCUAAAUAUAAAAAAUAUAAUGUUUUUGUUAACUUUUGAUGGGCUUUAUUUAUCUAGCGAGGAGCAAGUCCACAUCCACCAAGGCCACAAUCUUAUCUAUGGUAGCACAGGACAGGUAACCUGGUAACAUAUUCACUUCUGUAUCUAGUGAGCUGCCAUUAAGUUGGAGGGCAGUAGGAGCGAGUUGUUUUAGAGUGCAAAAAAUGUAUUUAUAGACAAUUUUAUGGUAAAAAGUUGAUAGAGGGUCACAUUGACCAUGCUGCACAGUUACUUUAUGUUGUUAAAGGCCACCAUUGUUUCAGUGACUGAGGAGGUGAACAACAAGCCCACUGAGCAAUAGACCACUAUUAGACAUCUAGCUUUUUUUUAGACCUAAUUUCAACCGUCUAGAUUCUGUAUAUUUUUAGACGGAAUUUAUACGUUGCACUUUAACCCAUUAUUCAAUAACUAUUUAUUCCAAAAAGCAACUGUGAGUUGCAUAACUGAUCUUCAAGUACUUAACAAAAUAAUUAUGAUAACCGUUGAGCAAUAUACAGUGUAGUAUAGAUUUAGCCCAUAUUUAGACUUGGUCUAAACUUGGUCUAAAUUUAGACAUCUAAAAAAAUUUCAUUUUUAGACCUGUGACAGCCUGAUUUUAGUCUUGGGCUACAUUUAGAUGUCUAUUAGACCUCUUUUAGACCAAAAAAUGCUUAGUGGGAGGUUUCCCUCCAGAGUCAAGAUAUCACUAAAUAUUUCCAUUUCAAUGCACUUUACCUUUAAGAAUAAGAGUAAGAUUAAGAGGAGUUUUAUUUAUCCCUGAAGGGAAAUUCAAUAUCUUUAUUAAAUAUCUUUCUUUCUUUUUCAUGUUCAAAAGUAGAGUUGUUGAACAAAGUUAUAUGAUCGUAGAUAUUUCUAACGUGUGGUGAAUGUAGUGAAGGCUUUGAGUAAAAGGUCAAUUUCACAAAACAUUGUAGAAGUCACACUGAGUAGGAAAUAACGUUUUGCGCAGUCUUAAGAGUGAAGAGUAUUUGGUGCUCUUAUUUUGAAACAAUCAUCCUCUUGUUUCCGUUUCUACUGUCUUUGACUCUUAAAGAUUGAUGCAUCUGCAGCAUUUACACUCGGACACUGACUUUCCCAGCACACUUGAAAACCCACUGACUCGCAGAAGUGGCUUACUGUGCAACAUUUGAGGCCAGUUUUCACAUUUAUUUGUUCCGUGUUUCGUCAACAUGCUUCCCUGAUUUGGUGUCUUUACUUUGGGAACGGUCUCUGGGUGUCACGGCCAAAAUUGUUUCAGUCCAGCGAGGCCCAGAAAGCCACAAAGUGUCUGUUGUGCUGCUGAAGUGCUGCUCAAUUCUUUUCAUAUGUAAAUGCUGUAAUCUGUCGGUAAAUGUGGUGAAUACUAACGAGCAGCGACGAGAGGGAGAGACCUCCAACUUUCCUGCGCAGACACAUUAAAGCGCGCCCCCGAUCCGGACCCUUUCAUGGUCCCCCACAAUUACGCACCUUUACUUCAGUGCGCGAUUAAUAAGGAGAGGUAACUAGAUCACCUUGGUGUUUAUUAACCGCAUCGUAGUUAGUCCACUGAGGUCUGUUUGUUUGCUCAGCCAGCCAACACAGAUGGUGGUUAGUAAUUUACAGCAGGCUCUGAUGUCAGCAUCUUUACGCAGAUUUUCCCUCAUCAUUCAUAAUAACAGCAACAAACAAAAGCAGUGUUGGAGAGCUUGUGUGUCAGUGGUAUGUAAGUGUGGGGGUGUAAUUCGCUGUGAUGGGGGCUUUCCUGAUUGGCGGUAAUAUGAAUGCCCCAGACUGCGUACUAUUAAAUUAAAUAUUUAGCUCACAGAUGAAGUGUAGCAAGCAAUUAUUCCUGUUGAUGUCAAUACAUUAAUGCUGGAUAACCAAAAGCACAUGAGCUUUUUUUAAAUAUCAUUUAACUCAAGAGAAAUGAGAUAAGGCAUAGUACAUCCUCACUGCAAGUAUCCUGUAGAUAGACCCUUUGUUGGAUGACUUGUUCUUUGUACUGCAUUUGUUGAUGUUUACGCUGCAGAUGAGUAUUUCUUUCUAAGAGCGUUUAAACAUAACACAAUUUGCAAAUCAAAUUCAGGGCUUUUCUGAGGGGGAGCCAGGGUUUAUAUCUUUCAUAUCCUCAUUUUUCACGUUUGAAACCACUCUUACAGUUUAAGUUUUGUAUUUUAUUGUCAAAAGAAAGCAGGAUGUGCAUCAGGAUGAUUAUUUUGUUGAAAAACAGCUUAAACAGUUACAAGACAAAGUCAGCAAAGAGGUGAGGCAUUCUGCUAGUUAUUCCUUAAAAUUAAAUCUAUUGACAUCAAAAUCUAAUCAUUAUUGAUGGUAAAAGGUGUUGCUAUUGAUUUGAGCUCUUUCUUUAGGUACAACAAAAGACAUCAGCCACCAUUUGUGUCUUUUAAUAAAUGGGUCAACUGACAUUUAACAUUUGUUGCACAGGCUGAUGUGAGAUACACAAAUAUCAGAGUGUUGUGUCAAGCCUUAGGCGACAAUCACUUAAAAGAUCUUUUAGUAACAGCCAUUCAUCAGCAACUGGAACAUAAACAGCCCUGUGAUCUGUGGGUGAGCCUGUGAAUGAGAGACAGUGAGCUGUGUGUGUGUUGUGAUCGAGUUGUGCUGUUGAGCUUUCAGCAGAAAUCAAUGCUGUUGUGCAACAUGAUGACCCUGGCUUAAGCUGGGGAGCAGUGUGUGUGUGUGUGUGUGUGUGUGUGUGUGUGUGUGUGUGUGUGUGUGUGUGUGUGUGUGUGUGUGUGUGUGUGUGUACAGUACGGGGCUGUGUAAUGGUGGGUUGCCAGUUGCCUUACAGGGUCCUGAUGAGUAGGUUGGCAGGGAUGAACUGUUACUGAGGGUUGUAAUUAUGUUCACUGAAUCUUGAACCUAAGUGGGUGUGUGCUCUCUGUGUGUGCAAUUUAAUGUGACAUUAAAAACACUGAACCCGGCCCCCGUCUGCUAACCAAAAUACACACUUAAGUCACAUUUCAAUGAAGAAAAUCCCUCAGGUUGGCAGAGGCUACAAUAUAACAGCCUUAUUGUGUCAGUUUUAAGGAGAGACUAACGGUUGUGAAAAGUUCAUUGGGUCUAAUGUCAAUGUUUAUGUUUUCUGUUGCCAUUCCUCUUAUUCAUUUUUAAUAUGGUGCACACAGGCCUGCAGGAACUGCAUCAUUCAACAGGGCUGUCAAUCACAGUGUCAUGCCCCAUUUUAGCACCACACAAGUAACUACUUUAAAAUCCAGUGUGUAGGAUGCACUGUUAAAAGAGAGCUUUCCUUGUCAGGUGGACAUGAAUGCUUUCCUUGGCACUGCAGUCUGAGCUGUCCUUUUGAACAACUGUGACAAAAUGUUUAAGAAAAAAGAAAGACCUAAACAAGCAAGUACUGCCAGGCAGGUAUGCCAUGUGGUGUUAUACUGCUGUCUUUGAGUGAAAUGGUUCUAGGUUCCAAUCUAGAGCAGGGACAGUUCUUGGCUAAUGCAGGAAAUUGGAAGGUUGGUGCAGGGAAGUACUUGGAUAAGGCAGAGAAGUGCAAGGUUGAGGCAGGGACAGUGCAAGGAUGAGAUAGGGAAGGGCAAGGAUGAGGCAGGAACAGUGUAAGGUUGAUGUAGGGACCAUGCGAGAUUAAGGCAGGAAAAGUGCAAGGAUGAGCAAGACUGAGGCUGGAAAAUGCAAGGCUUAGGCAGGGGAUCACAAGGCAACAACAAUCCACAAAAAACAAUAGGGAUACUGCAAGGUUUAGGCAGAGAUGUGUAAGAUUGAGACAGGGAUGGUGCACUUCUUAAGGCAGGAAAGAUGCAGAAGUUCAGUGACUCUUGUGUUGACUCUUAAAAUGUCUUCCUUUUAGGUAAUUCUUGUCUAGUUUGCUGGUCUGGCACAGAAUGCUGCAGGAGCCUGUAUUGAUCAACAGAGCUGUUCAAAUUAUGUUGCAAAAGUUAAAUUACUUAUUUAAACUAAACUUCUCAUGAAAAGGAGCUCUUGGACAUAAAUCACCAUGAUAAGAACUAAAUAAAAUGACAAUUCUAAUUUCAUAUCUUGGCCCAUGAUCUAUCUGUUAACAUUGGAGUUGCAGGUAAUGUGAGCUAUACUAAAGCCAGUCAACAGAGGUCUCACAGUCAGUAAACACUUGCAGGAUCCAUUUUUACAGUCCAGCUCUCAUUCUUUUGGCUUCAUUUGUGGGGAGUCAUCACAUCACCGUCUUUCUUUUGUUUUUGUUUUGUUUUUUUACAUAGGUUUUAAAGUGUGUGUAUGCUUGUGUGUUGCAGGUGAGUGUGUGGAGGGUCUGUCAGAGGAGGAUGUGGUGCUCUUACACUCGUGUCGUCAGUGGACCACUGUAACUGCCCACAGCUUAGAGGAGGGACACUACGUCAUUGGGCCCAAGAUUGACAUCCCUCUGCAGUACCAGGGUGAGAGUACACACACACUCACACACACACACACACACACUGCAGUUCAUCCUCACUCUAAAUAUACUAUUUUUUUCCCUUGAUGUUUGUUCCCUCUGGAGGAAAAUCACAAGUUCAACAUUUUCCACUCGCUCUAUUUUUGUUUGGGGGGAAAGUCUCAGUAAGCUAAACAAAUUCCCUCAAGUAGUAGAAGUCUGAUGUGCAGAACAAUUCCUGAAAUCCGUUUGAUAAUUACAUUUAUUCACUGUGACUUUAAGAAAACACAGAAGUACAACAAGUUAAGGUUCACACUUUAUUCCCAUGCCAACUAAGAUGAUGAGAUCCGUCUCAGGCUGGUUCAGAUGACACAUGACUACAUAUUUAAGAUACAAGUGGAACAGGCCCUGAUUUUCUGGUGUGCAGCUAUUAAUCUCCAACACAGCAGAUAACAUUGACAAGCUUUUUUUUCUUGUGCUCUGAUGUAACACUGAACAAAAUGUAAAGUGCCUGAAUCAAAAUGGAUUUCUUCAUGGAGAAGUUUAGAGACUUUCACAUAAUUGCUUUCGUCACUCUGGAUGUCUACUUCUUUAUUUUGGCCGAAAGUAAAAGAAAAGGCGGAAAACAGUGACGCUGGAAGAGGAAAACUGAAGAAAUUGGAAAAGACAAGACUAAAUGAGAAACAUGGGCUCCUAAUUAACAUGGUUAAACAUGUUAAAACUAACAAAUGUGGAAGACUCAACGAGUACCUAGAAAUUCUCAGAUAUGGGGCUUGGUCUUUCAUGCUGUCAUGUUCAGGUUGUGUACAUGUACUGUGACUGAAGUAGCACAAUGUGCUGCUUUCUAAAAAUAACCUACGUGGUCUCAUUAUUCAAUUUCACAACAAUACAGAAGGCAAAAAGAAGGGGAAAAAAGUUGUAAACUUCCUUGGCUGAAAAAAAGCCCAAAACUGCAGUUCCUCAAGUGUCCACUAGAGGCUGGCUCCAAGGCCAAAGAAUCCCCGUAAACACACAAGUUUAUCACCUGAUACAAAACACAUUUUUAGUAUUCAGCUCAUUUCUUAAUUUGUACACAAUGUACCAGAGAGGAUGUUUAAAUACUACAUCCUUUAAAGGAGACCUAUUUUGUUAUGGAAGUGGAACAUCUAUGGAGUAGCUUUACAUGAUUAGUGGCUCAGAAGGCAUCUUACACUGGUACUGUAAAAACCCUAUUUUAGUGCAUGUCAGCUGGUGCCUGAUACAGUUUGGCUGCUUUUACCAUGAUAUAAGAUUAGGCGAAGCUUGUAGGUGUUACUUUUCACCAAACUUUGUAGCUAUGAAACCAUCCGUGAGUUAGGCCUUGUUAGAGCCAAUAUGUAACAAUGGCCUGAAAUGCAACAAUUGUCAAAAAUGUAAUAAGAUGCUAAGCCCAAAAUGUGAAACUUUUAUCCCAAAAUGUAGCAACUUGUUACAUUUUGGAUCAGUUAUUACAUUUUGGGCUCACAAUUUUGUUACAUUAUUGACAAAUUAUUACGUGUUGGGCUUUAUUACAUUUUUUUAAAUUACAUUUUGGGCUCUAACAUGUUUUAGCUAUCGUUACAUUAGCUGUUAUCAUAGAGUUACCAAGUGUUUGUUGUUCUGAGCCUUCAUGCAAGGUUCUCAUAGAUGGGACAGCUCAAAGUUUUAGUAACAACAGCUUGGACUGGCCUUUAUUUACAAAAGAGUCAUCAGUGAAGUGGUGAGCAUGGACAGCUACUAUGUGGCUGCCAAUGUCCUGCAAUCAUAAAAUCUUCCAGCUGUUUUCAGGUGUCUUCUUCUUGAAGUGAACACUUACAAGCAACUUUCUGAGACACGCUGAACCAGUUGUUAAUCAGUUUACUGUAAACAUUAAUAAUAAAUAAUGUAAGAAACUUAUUAACAACUUAAUAAAGUCAAAAACAGCAUUUUAUCAAUUAAGAUGUAUUGGUAUCUCAACACAGCAAACAAGCUGUUUGUUAUGAUCAGGUGGCGUGAGAACACCUCAGAAUCUCCACUGGUCCUGUGCUGAGUAGCAAGGCAGUGGCAGAGCAUACCAGCAGCAUGAACAGGCGUGCUCUGUUUAAGUCAGUGCAAAGUUUAGGUUUAAUUUGCAGGGCAGUAGUUUCUCAAACAUACAUACUGUACACAUACAAAAGAGCCUUUGUCUCAGAAAUGCCAUUUCUGAUUGUCCUGAACACAUUUUAUAUUGUCCAGAGAUCGACAGCUUGGCAAUAGUCUUGGGCUCUGCAGACUUUCACCUCCAACCCCACAUUAACAAGACCAGCCAGUCAGAUAUAAAUAUGACCUUCCCUGACUCCUCCUGUUCAUUGACUGCUUGUCCUCAUUCUGAAUGAGUCUGAUCACUAUGACCUCACCGGGGCUCCAUCACCACUAUCUCACUGGCCAGACUGUCUGACCAGCCACAUCACAGGCUGUGUAACUGGAUCCUAAUGCCUCCUCUUCAUUGUUUCCUCUGCUGAUAGAGCGCUGAUGUCACUUCACACUGACUCCUCUCAUGCUCCUUUUUAGAAGAAUGAGAGAAUAUUUGAAUGGGAGGCGGUUUGAUGAGAUCAUUGAAAUCUUAACUGCACUAGUGUGUCACAAUCGGAAGCAUGUGGCUGCUAAUACUGGAAACAUUAGCAGCGAGGGAACAGAAAUAAACAACUAGCUCAAUGUUAUCAAGUUGAGCAGUCAAACAACUUAGCAUCAAGUGGACUUUGGGCAAUUGUAUAAAAAUCUCUCCAGAGCUACAACAGACACUUGUCUAAGAUGUUCUCUGUGUCAACAAAAACUUUGAAUUUGUUUGCAAAUUGGUGAAGAGACCAGAGGUAAUAAAAUAUUUAAACAUUAUUGACAUACUAUGAACGCAAUGUUCCUGCUUUUAACUCCACAAGACCAAAGAAUGAGCACACUGUGAGCAGGUGAUGGGAUGGAGUAAUCCUGGAUCAGCGUUUUCAACAAUAGAGUUAUAGUGAUAAAAAAAAAAAAACGCACUUAUAUAAAUUAAGGCGCAACACUUCAAAUGACUUCAAGGGAAAUGAGAAAAUAUUGAACAAAUAACUCCUCUUUUGAGCUUCAGAGCCAACAGCUCCUCAUUCAUAUCUAUGUUAGACUUGGGAAUUACAUAAAAUCAGGGCAUCAGGAUUAAAACAGCCUGUUGCUCAGUGCUACAUUGCUUGUAGGCAGUUAAGGAACUUCAAUAGAACCACAGUGUCAAGCAGAUUUUGUCACCGAUGCUUGAUGGAUCACAUGCAGUGAGGAAACAAAGUAAACCAGAUUUUAAUGAAAAAUCGGUCUUUUAUUCUACAAUUAUAAAAAAUAAUUUCAUCUGGAUCACUUUCAUCAAAGUAAAAACUAAUUAUUUUCAUACGAUAUGUUUCAGAACUCCCUGCCUUUCCAUGUACAUGCAUGGAAUUCAAACACCUACAUAAAAAAGCCAAGGCAGGGAGAGCAGCGGAAAAGACCCUCAAGGCGUUAAAGAAAAUACUCAUCACUGACAACACACAUGACACUUGUAAUAUCAGACACAGCAAUUAAAAAAACGAUUGUAGGAGGGAGUAUUGGAUGAAGACAGUUAUUGUGGAAUUUCAAAGGUCUGUGGCAGGAAGAGCACAACUACACACUGUUAAAUGGACAUACUGUAUAUAGGGGAGAGCAGCAGCAAAGACUCCAGAGGUGCAGAAAAGAGCAGGCAUCAGGGACAACAAUAUGUUACUAGUAGUAGGUCAUCAAGGGAUUCAAAAGCUUGGGGCAGGGAGAGCACACCUUUAUAUUGUUUCAUAUGUAUACAUAAAACCAAGAAAGACAGAGAAGCAGCAAAGACCAUGGAUGUGCAGAACAGGUAUCAGGGACAAUAUACAUGAUACCAGUCAAAAGACAUUGUGGAAUUCCAGAGACUGCAGCAGGAAAAGCCAAGGAAGGGAGAGCAGCAGCAAAGACCCCAGAAGUGCAGAACGUGGCUGUAUGCGUAAAAAUGAGGCAAUCCAGAUCAGAAGUGUGUCUGUUUCAAAUAGAAGUUUAGAGAAGGUGCCCAGAGGAGGAGUUAAGAGAUUUACUCUAAAGGUGUGUAGGAGUGGGGCCUUGGUAACAGUCUUGUAUGCUGCUUUCAUAUUGGGAUUUCUUCGCUUUGAGAUAAUGCAUGAGUUUGCUGUUUCUUGACCUCUGACUGUAGCAUUACAUCAGCCCCAUAACCUUCUCAGCCAUGGUCCAUUUCAAAGACACAUUCCAGUGGUCCCACAAACACUAGUCAGCAGAGCUCUUCUCAAUGUAUGCACACUUUAAGCAGCACAUGACAGGCAAACUGUUGUUGAAUCAGAAGCCAUCGCCGGUGGUGAGCUAACGUCUGUGUGAUGACUUCAUACAGGAAGUCUAAAUAAGCUCUGCAGGAGAGCAAUAUAGGUUUCCCCCUGGGGCCGGACAACAGGAUGCUCCUCCUGUUAUCCUCUCUCCGUGUCUGUCUGUCUCCUCCUCUGUCCAUCAGCGGGAGGAUGACUGAGAGGUAGAGGACAGAAAAAAUGAAUGAACAGCUUUCUGGGAAGCAAGUGGCGCCACAGCCAUCCUUGUAACGUUAAACUCACUGCCAAAGGAUUGAAGAGGCUUGGGGUGAUUCAGUUUUAUGUCAGGGAAGGUUUCUCUUCUUUGUAAUUACUGCUUUGUAAGAUAUUGUUAAAUCAUUGCUCUGUUGGUUUAUGCCUUAGCCAAGUAAUGCUCUUAAGUGUAGGUACAUCAGGAUGGGGUUUGUUUUAUGAUUGGUACUCUUGGAGAUGGGACAGCACAAUAAUGACAAUUUUAUCAUUAUCCCAAUGUGAGCUUUCAUUAGAAGCACAUCACAAAAGUCCAGAUUCAUCACAGUGAAUAAAAACAAUUAUUUUGUUUGAACUAGAAAGUAAUGCAGUAGUCAUAUUUUCCUCCGAUCAUGCAGGCCUGCUGGUUACCCUGUUCACUUUUCCGUCUGUCAUUCCUAUUUUGAAAGGGGGUCGCUGGGCUGUGUGCAAAAGUUGCACUUUCUGGUUUCGUUGGGUGUGCUGGAAGCUCCUUAUCCCUGGGGCUCUGUUUGAAUCAGGAGGUGGGGGGGUGGAGGAGAAAGGGAGGGAGGUGUUGGCGAGAAGGACGGUGGAGUUUGGUAUUCUGCUCGGCCUCGCAGACAAAGAAACUUUCUCAUCUCUGUCUCUGAAAAAAAGAAAAACAGAAACACCCUGACUCUGGGAGAAAAAAAAGCAGAGGCUCUUUGGAGGGUAGAGGUUGUUAAAUCCCAUAAAUUGGUAAAUAAGAAUCAAAGGAUCAUGUGGUUUGAUUUGAGCCUAUUGUGCACUCUGAGGGUGGCUCUUUACGACAUCAAACAUGGAACAAACCGAAAACAUUUACAGUUUAAAGCCCACAAACAGAGUCAGUGGAGCACAACACCAGAGAGUAAAGAUUUACAGACACAGGAGGGAUGAAGGGGUGAGACAAGACCAGGAGAGAGAGAGAGAGUGUGUGUGUGAGUGUCUCCAUGGUGAUGUGUCUCUGCUCUGUGUGAGAAUGGGGGUUCUUUAUUGGUUGCCAUGCCAACCCUGUCGACUGAUGAUUGGCCCAGAGCUGGUGCCAGGUCAUAGGUCAUGGAGGUGUCUUUGUAUUCUUCUUGGUCACGAAAGUGUGCACUACUUCUGUGUGUGUGUGUGUGUGUGUUAAGCUGUUGGGAGUCAAAUGAAAUAAACCACAACAACUGUUCACUUCCUAAGUUCUUUGUCUACUUUCAUUCCUCCCUCUUUUCCACUUUUCCUUUAUUCCUUCUUCUCUUUUUUUCUUUCUCUACUUUUUUCUCCCUUCAUUCCUUUCCUCCUUUCCUUGUCUUCUACUUUUGACCUUUCCGUCUGCCUUUUCUUCCUUCAUGGCUUACCUUCUUUUCCUCUACUGUCUUUAUGUUCUUUCCUUCUUUUAAUUGUCUUUGCUUUAUUCUUUUUCAGCUUUUCCUUUUCUUUGUUUAUUCUUUACUCUUUUUUUCCUACAUUUGUUCUUUCUCUUGCCUUUAUUUAUUUCCUUUUUCGUCUAACUCCUUUCCUUCUUUUUCUUUUUUUUCCUUUUCCCCCACCUGCCUUAUUUUCUUUUUCCCUUUCAUUUCUUGGCUUCAUUUCCUUUCUACAUUUCCUUUAUAAUUUCCUUACUUUCCUCCCUUACCUUUCCUCUCUUUAUUGCUUUUGUUCAUUUUCUUUUCCUCCUUUAUUUCAAUUCACCCUCCUUAUUUUUUUCUCCUACAUAACUUCACUGUAUGACUUUUUUGGCCUUCCUACAUUCCUGUUCUUUAUUUAUCUUAUUUUUUUCUUUUUCUGUUUUUUUUUUUCAUAUCCUACCUUUUUUACCCUUCUCAUCCCCCUUUUUCUUUUCUUUUUGCAGGGAAGUUCAAGUUGUUGGAUGAAGACCGAGACGUCAGGGAUCCAGUCCAGUAUUUUGCCAGUGUGGAGGAAGUUGCUGGAGUCUUCCCUGACCGGGUCUUUGUCAUGGAGACGAUCACUUUUAGCGUCAAGGUUUGUUUUUUGUUGCUUCACUGGUUUCGUUAAUUUGUGUGGGUUAUUUUCAAGCUCAACGUCUGCUGUCCCACAUUCUCUUCCUGUAGUUACAUUUGGCAUAUUUAUUCUCAUAUGUAUAUGUGUGUUUGUCAGGUGGUUUCAGGGGAGUUCAGUGAGGACAGUGAGCCCUACAGCUUCACUCUGCAGGCUGGAGAUGAGCUGUCACUCAUGGGGAAGGCGGAGCUUCUCUGUGCCACGCCCUCUAAGGAAAAGACAGGACUGAGCGCGCUCCUGAGACGCCUGGGAAAGACUCCCAGAAGUAAGUGGGACAAACUGCUGACCUCUUUGUUGUCUGUUUUCAGUGAGAGAACGAGCGCCUGAGGAGUCUUAAGCAAAAGAGUACAGCAAUGUGAAGAGUUUAUCCCUGACAGAAAAAGAUAUUUGCUUAUUUUUGAAACGAUAGGAGCGACAUUAGUCUGGGAAUCAGACAAAUUUGAGAGUGGUAUUUAUUUGAUUUGGCAGAUGUAUGUGGUUCUGAUCCAAAGCAGAUAGACUUGAGUCCAGCCAGUCACAACAAUUUAUCUAUGAUAGGGCAGUUAAUGACGGAGGAUUAAGACUCCAAAAACAAUCAGGAUUUCAAAAACAAAUGUGAAUAACCAGAAAAAAGUCCAUGAAAAUGAAGUCAUAGAUUCACAAGAUGGUUCUAAUUAAACUAUUAAGUUGUAUGGUUACGGGAAUAAAGUCCUAUUUCUAAAGCCCUAUUUGAGAAUGAAGCCCUAAUGUUAUCAGAAUUAAAUUUUCGUGUUAUAAUAAUAAAGUUUUGAGGUAACAAAAAUAAAAUUCCAUCAUUACAAGAAAAGUCAUAAUAUGACCAAAAUAAAGUUCCAAGAAAAUAAAGUCAUAGUUGCAUGAGAUCUGAUGUCAUAUAUAACAUAAAUGAAAGUGUGUUGUUGUGAGAAUAAAACCAAAUUGUUAUGAUAUUAAAAUCCCAAUAUUCAGAUAAUGGCGUCCUUAGACCGAGUCUUCAGUUGUUUGUAAAACCUACACGAGCUAAAACACAGCGUUUCAGACGGGGCUAAAACAAAGAUAUUAUAGUACAACCAGGGUGAGAAACACUUUUUGUGAUCUGAAAAUCAUGUUAAACUAUUGAAGAGGAAUCAAAGAGGAAAUAUAGAGUCUGAAAUCAAUGCAUAAUACCCCCUCUUUACCAUCACAGCUUUACCUCUGUAACAUACAAUCACGAAUGCUUUCUUUUUCUAACGUGACAACUCUUUUCAGGAAGUACAAACAUAUGUCUUUGUUCUGAGAACAUCAACACUAUUUUCAUCACACCAUGACUUUAAUCUCACAACAUUACAACCAACUGUCUUGUAGCAAAACCCCAUUUUUCCAUGGCAUAAUAUCUUCAUUCUUUUAACAUAAUUAUUUUAUUCUGGUAGCAUUACAACUUUUUUCUUGUGACAUAACAUUUUUGUUGUCAUUUUUGUUAACUGAAUUUUAUUCCUAUAAAACCACUUGCAUUUUUUCUCAUUACAUUACAGCUUUAUGUUGUAAUGUCUUGUAAUGUUAUCCUAUUAUGAUAACCUUACUCUGGUAACAUUACCUGAUUUUUUUUACUUGUAACAUAACACUUUAUUCUUGCUACUUAAAGUCUCAUAGUCAUGUAACUUAACCAUUUUUUCUCAUAACAUCACAACUUUAUUUUCACGUUACAACUGCGUUCACGUGAGACUCAUAUUCUUGUAACAAAAGGACUUUUUUCUUGUGAAAUUACAGCUUUUAAUUUUGACAUCUCUUUUUGCCCAAUAGACGGGUUUUUUUGUGUACAAACAAUACUAGGUGCGCGCAACCAGGGGGCAAAAGCCUGCUUCAGAGUUAACUGAUAUCAAUGAAGAUGCCAUAUUGUUCGCAAGUUCUUCCUGACACAAUUGCAAUAAAAUGACUUUUCAUUGAAAAAUCGCUUUGUCUUUCAUUGCAUCAAAAUCAGAAAAACACUUGCUGAAAUGUCCAUGAAUUUCACUGAGUUUACCAGGUUGUGACGUUGUUUUAGAUGUUUCUAAUAUCAGGAGCAGGGUCAUAAAGUUUGUCGAUUGUUUGUUUUGCCAAUUUGUGCAGUUUACAGCACAACAGCUCCUUGUCAUUUUCUUUCUCCGUUGACUCCGCUAGUAAACAAAUAAGCAAUGUCCCACUUUCUGCCCCCUGGUUGCGCGUCCAUACCUGCAUACCAGAAACCAGUCUAUAGACCUUUCAUAGUAUUUGUGUGACUAACAAAGAUUGCUGUCUUUGAUUGAAUCUGUUGAAUGUCCAUUUGUUUGUAUUAAACAGAGACAGUAUUGUUUGCCUUGAAUAUUUAGCCUCUGAAUCGCAGUAUUAAACUAGAAGAGCCAUAUUUGAACAAUUACUCUCCACCUUCCUGUCUCCGCCCCCUCAGGUAAAACUCCUUGCCUGGUCUGCAUGAAUCAUCGCACCAAUCAGAGCGUAAGCCUUCCCUUCGGCUGUCGUGGACGCUUUUGCACACGCUCCCCACUUGAGCAAGGCAUGUUGGGAGGAGAGCACACGGUACGCAGCAUCAUUGAGAGGGUUCGCCUUCCAGUCAACGUUUCUGUGCCUUCACGACCGCCGCGGAACCCCUACGACCGCCAUGCUGUGCGAGAGGGCCACCGCUACAAGCUGCUAAACAUCGUCAGUAAGACGGUGGUGCUUUGCAUGGUGCUGCGUCGACAGGAAGUCUCCCCCUCACACUUUCUGUUGCUGCGCUGCAUGCCCCGCUUCAACGUAGCUGAAGCAUCUGUCCACACAGCAGCGCUGGAGAGCCUCUUGUUGCGACAUUCCUUUGACCCAGAUGCUUACUCUCGUGCCGUGAGAGAAACUCGACCUGAGCUGGAGUGUAUGACUGAGGAGUGUGUGAGCCCACGGCGCUCCCGCAUGUGUGUUUCAGGGCAGGACUCGUUAGCACCCGCACUGCAGCGCCUCUCAAUGUGCGGGUAUGGGGGAGGGGUUUCGGACAGCCUAUCACAGCGCUGCAGGGACUCUCUUGGGGAGCGGUUAGGGGAGGGACCAGGUGAGGAGCGGGAGUACAUGACUCCUGAGUGGACUGAGGCGGAAAUGAGGACCAGUGAGGAAAUCCCUUAUGAGGAACUCUGGACCAAUCAGAACCCAGAGAGUCUGGGGAAAGAGCCAAACCUCAUCUCUUUCCACUCCUCUUCUUCUAUAGACGGCUCUCUUGGUACUGUGUUAACAACAGUGUCCACACCGCCACCUGUACCUCCAAAAUCUGAUGCUGUAAGUCUUAUCUCCACCCUCCUGUCCUUCUGUUUGUCCGUCUGUCUCUCCUCCCCCUUAUCUGUUCACAGAAGCAUCCGGCUGUUAAAAGUCAGGAUGCCUGGUUUGAAUUAUUCAUACAUUACAGCUUUUAAACCUCACUGACCACAAUCACACACAGAAACACACGCACACAAAGAACCACACACUAACUUCCUGGAAAGCAGCUAUACACUCAGAGCCCAUGAAUACACAUGUUGUCACCAAGGAUGCAGGAACACGUGUGCAGUUAGUGCGAUAAAACAUUUAAGUGGAGGGUUACAAAGCCAUUAUAACCCAGUGCUGGAGUGUAUUAAUGAUAAAAUAAAUUAUUACUGAUUACAUAAUAAAAGACUAUUCAUGUAGCUAGAACUUGGAGUCAUUCAGUUGUGGGAAUUCUUAAGACAUCCAGUUCUUGAACUCAGUCAGACAGGGUGUAAAGUGAAACACAUCAUAGUGCUAAGUUUAUUUACAGGUUAUGAAGCUGAGUGUCAUCUGUAUAGCUGUAAAAGUCUAUAUUGUGCCUUAACAGGAUUUGCCCCAAGGAGGAGCAUGUUUACUGUGAAUAACAGGGGAUCCAAGAUAGACCCCUGAGGGACCCCACAUAAGAAAGGGGCGCAAGAAAAGGAGGCAUUUCCAUGUAGUACAGAAUAAAACCUGUUUGACAGAUUGAAUGAACUGAAUUUCCCUUCAGGGAUAAAUAAAGUUCUUGUUAUUUUUAUUCUUGGAUAGGAAAUGAACCAAUCCAGUGCCACAUCACUAAUGACAUCAGAGCAAAAACUAACAACUAUAGUAUCUUAGAUAUGAGGCUCAGGUGUUUUCAGACCUGGGGGCUUUUGAGGAGAAACUAUUUACUAGUGAGUUCCCUGAGAACUAAACACCAUGAGGACUGUAGAUCUGUCUGCAUUCAUGCCGUCGUGAUGAUGGCUGAUAAUAACUUUCCAAACCUCUGUGAGGCACUUGAGCUUACUUUUAUGUCUUUGAACAUGCUUUAUUGUCUGGGUCCUCCUCACGUCUGUCUGUCAUAAAAUGUUACUUUUUAGUCUUUUAAACUUGAAAUGUGCCUCUUUCUAGAAAAGUUAACAGUGGUGAGUGUGAAAAGGCUCUUUCUAUGGACUACCUUGUCUGACACCUACCCCCUCAGAGCAGUUAAAAGUAUUCAAAAGUACCACACGGAAACAUUCCAUGUUGUCCUAUGCUUUUGUGAGUCAUAAAGAGGCAUCAGUCUGUUGAAGUAAACUAUGCUGUCUGACAGUCACAGUUAUUAGAGCAAAAGAACUGAAAAUAAGGUGAGGGGACACCCUGGUGGGAGUGUUGUAUUCGUUGAUUGUGACAAUGUUUUAUGAAUGUGACUGAAAUUGAAGGGUUUGACCAAGCAUCAGGCACAGAAAGAAUACCUGCAAGCUUGGAUGUUCAGACCUGUGUUGCAUUUUUGCUUAUUGCUGUUAGCAAUAACAAGCUGACAGCUGAGUCCUUCGUGCCCACAUUACCAGUGUGUCUUGCCAGUCUGUGGUCAACUAAUUUAUCUCAUGUUUCGUUCAGAAAUUGACUGAAGGUUUUAAGUUCUGUAGUGGCUGAUUACAAACUGUUAUAUUACUCUAUGCCAUGCAAUAUAUUUCCAGCAGGAUUAGAGACGGAUCCAGCAGACCAGUGUGUCAGGACCUGCUGGCCUCAAAACCAAAUGUUUUAUCUGACACAAUCAUGUGAAUUGUGUCACUGUAAAGGACAGUCAAGGUCCCCGUCAUGGACUCCCUCUGACCUUCCAGCAGAGUGUGUUUGAUCUUUUUUGCUGCUUUCCAUGAUUUUAAAGUCACAUCAGUGUUGACCAAUAAGAGCACAGAGCGAAAGUCACAAAUGUAAACAAACUAAUCAGUGAAGAGAAAGAGUAAGGAGGAAGUUGGUUUUGAGUGAUUAAACUACAAGACUCAGGAAAAGUUUGUCGAUGUAUGGUUUUGAUUUGAUGAGGGUCUUGGACUUGAACACACACAAGAAUGACUUGAAACUUGACCUCAACUCACCCCUAGAGGACUUGACUUAGACUUAAGUUGUGGGACUCGUGCACUUUACAAGCUGAGUGUCACUGUCUUUAGCAGAGACUUAGGAUCUGUGCAGGUGAUGUCUUUACCAAGAGACUAUUAGUCUCUAAGUAGUAGAAAAAUAGUUUUCACAAGAGACUAAAGUUGUAGUUAAAUCAUAUAGUCACCAGAAUAAAGUCGUAUUAAAAUCUAGUCUUUUGGAGGAUGAAGUGGAAAUUAUUUUAUGAGAAUAAAGUUGUACAGUAUCAAGGCCACAUUCAGCAAAAAAAAAAUUAGAACUCCUGUCAGAAACAUUUCGUCUGUGUCAGUUUUGGCACCUCCUGUGGACAAAGCAGUCUUUGCUUUGCUUGUCCUCUACAUGUUAUGUCUUUUGACACAAAGUCUCAUCCUGCUGACUUCUGACAAUCAAAUGGAUUGUUGGGACUGUCUUUUGUGGGAAUUGUAAAAAGCGGGGCAGUGUCUUCAGCUGUUUGGCUGACACCUUGCUCCUCAUGUUGGUUUCAGAAAUUAAAGUAUACGAAGCGUCCAUCAUGUCACUGAUGAUCUUGUUUGUUUUCCAAUAACCUGAGGAGGCAUCAACAUGAACUUCAGCCUGUUUUAUAACCGUCAAAAAAAUCCUCCUUCUUUGGUGUCGUAGUCUUCCAUGAUCAUCACCGCCUGCUCUUCUGAAGAAAUGCUUUUCUGAAUCUCAUAAUGAUGUUCUUCAAGCUGGGAACGACUUGAGCAGCUACAAUGUUGUCCCCAGAUAAAACGUUCAUGUGUCUGUUUGAUAAGGGUAGAUUAUUCCGCCUGUUUGUCUCAAUUAACUGUUCUCUGUCACAGUGGCGGCUGAGUGCAGCGCUGCAGCGAGGGCGUGUGGGUGCUGAUGUUUGUUAUGCUGCUGGAUUAUACCCUGUCACACACACACACACACACACACACACACACACACACACACACACACACACACAUACAGUGUUCCUCAUUCCCUGAUAUUAAGCCUGCCAACGCACUCUGCAUGUGUGUGUGUGUGUGUGUGUGUGUGUGUGUGUGUGUGUGUGUGUGUGUGUGUGUGUGUGUGUGUGUGUGUGUGUGAGAUAGAGACAGUUUGUUUGAGGUGUAAAGGUCACAAAGUUUGACAUUUACUGAGCCGAACACUGAGACAAGCAAACACACACUCAGACACACAAACACACAUGCGAAUACACACAAAACCUCCUGAUAGGUCAAGUUUGAGAAGUUUACUUUCUGCUGUGGUGUUGGUUUAAUUUGUAGUGCAUGUGUUUGUGUGUAGGUGAGAGAGGAGUGUCGCUACUUGAUUGCCCCUCCAGUACCUCCUCGCUGCACUAAAGGAGGCUCCAUUUCCAGUCCGGCUCCCAGUCCUCCUGUCCCACCUCGCUUCCCAAAAAUGUCCACCUCACCCAGACCAAACCUCUCCUUCUACUCUUCUGGACUUCAGGACAGGUAACAUGUGAAAGUUCAUUUAUUAAAGUGGAUGCCACCAGUUGUCAUUUCUGUGUCUCUAUGAAAGUAGAUAAUAUGUGAGGGAGAAGCAAAAUCAGAAAGAUUUUUGAGAAAUCUAUGAAAUAUGGCCAGUGUUGUUAGAGACUUUUAUUGGAUCCCACGUGGAUUUUGGCGACGCUUCAAAGCAAAUGUUUAUUUAUCUAGGGUAUUGCUAUGAAGAACAGACCGUUGCCAGGGAUGUUGCUUUUUCACAGACUGCAGAAGACUAACUGUAAUUACAUCAGUUUGCCGAAAGAGUUCAGGUUACUUUGAUGUUUGUUUAUGGAGAAACAAGGAGAAACAAAAGCACCAGAAAAGAGGUAGGAGGAUUAAAGACACAAAUACUGAGGGCUGCAGCUGAGAAAUUUACACACUCUGAGAUGGGACAUGAAGUUUACACCUCACUGACCAUGGUAUUGGUCACGGUAGUGUUUAAAAGGCUAUUCUAGCAUAAAUUUAAGUCAGGGUCAAACACACCUUAACACAGAGUUUAGACACCCCCUCAAGAGAUGAAUGUUGCUGACUGCUUGCUUCUCUAUUUAUACCAAAUUUAGUAACGAUAACUAACAAACUAUAGCAAUACACAGCGGCCUGUCUCCAUGCACAAACCUCAAUCAAAAAGCCACUCUAUAGCCACAAAUAAUCAGAGCAGCACCUAACAUCAUCAACAGGACAUAUAGGGUCCCAUCCAUAGUACUAGCCACCAAACAUCUUAACUUUGCCUGUUUUUUUAGCAAAGAGACCAAACACAACUCAUCUACUCUCCUCCAGCAGCCGCUUAUUGGUGGGAGAGGACAAGGACAAGUCAAAGAAAAGUCACAUGUCUAGAUCAUGAUUAUUUACAGUUUCAUCCACGAUUUCCAAAGAGUGUCAAACUUUAGCUCGACAAACACAUGCCAAACGCAUGUCCCUAAAUUGCUUGUAUUGUCAAAAGACAGAUAACUAUGUAUAGAAAUAAAUCCAUCCUCUGCUUUGAGAUUCUGAAAUCAGCACACUUCUCUGAAGUUUUUCCAAAAAAAGGUCCUAACCAAUCAACUGAUUUUUAAAAUGUUGUCAAAUGAUUUUGUAUUCACAACAAAUCCAUAACUGACAUACUGUUUUUGCUGCACAAUUUAUAGUAGUAUGUUAUAUUAGUUUAAGAGCUUCUGAUGGUUUCGGGGCUAUCCAGAGUAUCAGUGAAGGAACAUGAACAGGCACUCUGAGGAACGGAAUAUCAGCUACUCGCUGCUGAUUCAGCUUUAUCGUAAAAUCUACAUUGAUCAGUCAAAAGCCUAUGAUUGCUGAGUGCGGGAUUUGGCAGAACACAAGAUGUCCAUAUGUACUGGCUUCAGUCAGGCUCUGUUUACUUCUUAAAAUCAUCCAGAAACCAAGUGAGAGUGACUGGAAUCAAAAAUCUGUAAAGAUUCAUGCUUUGUUGUAAGUUCUCUCAAACAGGACUGGACCCAGAAAGGUUGCCAGCGGUUCUAGAUCAUGGUCACAUACAGUGUGGUCCAUGAUGUCCAAAAAGAGUGUCAAACUUGUACUUGUCAAACGGUUGUAGUCCAGUUCUCUAUUUGUUGAAGCCUGUCAUUUUCAGAAGAUGCCUAUCAACCAGAAACAAACAAGCUGGAUCUGGUUUUAGGUUUUUGUCUGCAGUUUUGGGGUCUUUCGAGUCCACUGACUGUUACUAGGAUACUGAUCUCAUUGUCUCCUGCCCCCUGUAGCUGCUCGCCCUCUCCAGAUGCUUCCCUCUACUGUUACCCGUGCUCAUGGGCCGACUGCCCUGCCCCCAACCCCACCAGUCCUGAGCCAGUUUCUGGUAUCUCUGCAGACAGCACAGCCAAUCCUCAGCCAGCACAGGCCACCUGGGCAGAGCCAUGGGUCGACUCCUUCACCCCCUCAGGACCUCGACUGAGGCCGCCUCCACAGAGCCGAUUUGCCCCCUUUGGGGCGUUGAACCCCUUCAACCGCCAGUCCCCCUGCCCCUCACCUGAGCCCAUCCCUAACCCGACCCCCGAUUCCUCCAGGGGUGCAGAGGGCGGCGAGGCAUCCACAGGAUCUACUGAAGGCCUGUCCCCGCCUCCUGACCCCACCUGGCGGCCGCCUGCUGAUCUCUCUGCUCUCUCACUGGAGGAAGUGUCAGCUUGCUUGCGAUUUAUCGGCCUAUCAGAGGCAGCAGUUGGCGUGUUCCAGAGGGAAAGAAUUGACGGCAGCCUCCUGGUGCAGCUGACUGAAGACAUCCUGUCACAUGACUUCCACCUGAGCCGCCUCCAUGUCACUAAGAUCACACAGUUCAUACAGGGCUGGAGGCCUAAAAUCUAACACACACACACACACACACACACACACACACACACACACACACACACACACACGGUCCUGAUAAUGUGCCUGUUGGCCGCUGAGCCGUCCUGAAUGUGCCUUCCACUGUGACCAAGCGGCUGCUGAGCCUCACUGACUCAAACGGACACUAUGCCGAAGGAAACCACGCCACCCUGUGGUCAAAUCACAGAACUGACACUUGAAUGGCUUUUCAUGCCUCAAGUUGACACACAGACUGCAUUAUCACAGACUGGGAAUAGUUUACUAACAAAUGGCUACAACAGAGGAAUAUGUGUGAAUUUAGUCUGUUUGAAUUUGUUGCUCGGGCAGAAAGACGCCUACACGAUUCAAGAAGGCUAAAGGUUUCAAGCCUGAUAUGGAUUUGUAAAGCAGAAUACCUAAAUUGAAGGAAAGGGGCCUUCAUUUUUUAUCGAAAUUGUAAUAGGAAGAAUUUAAAAUUUCUGAUAAUGCAACAUCAGGGCCAUUUUAUGAACCUGGUUCCUGUUUAGAUUUUUUUAUUGAACAUUAGUGACAGAAAAAAGCCAAAUUGAAAAAAAAAAUGCUAAAAGUCUUAAAAUUAAAAGCGACCAGUAAGGAAAUUAAACCACCUCUGGGUGUGAGGAACUCUGUAUGAAGACCAUUUUGUGCUUUGAGAUGAUGGAAUUUCUUUAUUAACAUUCCCUAUAAGAGUAACACAUUAAGUCCUUUUGUCUGCCUCAGAAAUAGAGUUCUCAAAAUGUACCUCAGAUCACAUGUUGAGAUAUGCUUGAUUUAGCCAUGCAUAAUAAUGAUAAUAAUAAAAGAAAUUAUACCAAGCCUUUGUUCAUAUGGCACUUUGCUUUUGUACACUUUAAAUGAUUGCUUGAAAAUACUUACCUCAGUAAAUUAAACACUAUAGGACACAUGAGUAAAAGUAAGUCAUGCAGUUAAUAAUUCAAUCAUAACAUGGCAUCAAACGACUGAUAGAAAUACCCAGUCAUGCAAGGGAUGAUAGUAAGCAGACAGUCUUUUAAUAUGCAUAUCUACCUGUUUAUUAUUCACCAUCUUUUACAUGGCCACCAGCUAAAGACGUAAACAAGUUGACACUAUCAAUCAAGUAUUAAUGUGAAAAUGUUUAUAAUGUUUUAUCUUGACAGUCAAAUAAAGUGGUCCGCCAAUUUUUACAAUCUGAUAUGCUUCAAAGGCAUCAGCCUCAGAUUGACAUUAAUCUAAACUCUCCACAUUUAAAGCUCCAAUGAGGAUUUUUUUGAUGGUUGUAAAAUGGGCUGGAAUUUAUGUCACCGCCUUCUCAUAUUAUCCAAAAGCAAACAAAACCAACAGGGACAAGAUAGAUGAUUUAUAUGUUGUCAUGUCUAAUCCCUGAAACCAGUCGGGGGGGGGGGGGUUCGGCUGAGCAGCUAAAGAAACCACAGUAUUUUUUCAAUUUCCACACAAAAGAGUCAUAAAAAUGAUACUUUCGAUCAGCAAAAGUGAGCAUGAAAUAUUUGCCCAAAGACACUGCUAAAGUGUGUUGUGCACAAGAUAAGUAAAGGCUGUUUUGUCCAAGGGGGCUUUACGAUAAAGCAUUGAGUCGGCUUAGGUACAAUCAAUGUUGGUGUGGUUACUUAAUGUUGGUUAUGUUACUAGUUAUGAACUAAGGAGAAGGCGCAGACUGCUCAGGCCAGUUUCAGUCCAAUGGAGGUGUAUACAUGGAAAAUGAAUCGAUCCCCAACCACAUUAUCCAGUUAUGUUGAUCUGACUAUGAAAAGUUCAAUUUUGUGUGAUUUAAGUCAGAUUUAUAUGUUCACAUAUUUUUUCAAAGUCUAGUUUCACUAGGACUAAGGUGAUAAAUUGCCCAACAACUCUGGACACACUCCUGUACAUUAAAGCAGUUUACUCCAUCGCUUGAUAAAACUAACAGUGGCAACUUACCACAGACUGGUCAACAAUGUGGGCAACUUGGGACAUCUGCAAGAGAAACAACAAAGCAACCAAACUGGAACUGUUAAAAAGUGCAAAUACUGUUGCGUUAUCAAGGAAUCACUGAACGUCAGUGAGUGAGUGUGGCAGUGCAGCAUUUAUUUAAAUAAAGUCAACAUCAUAAAAUACAGUUCAUUGCAUUCAUUUGAUUCCAAAAUUAAGACACUGGUAAGAUUUUUUGAACCAUGUUGACAUGAACAUGAGAAAGUAAUGAAAUUAAAAACUUGUAAUUAAAAAUUAAGUCCUUCAUGAUGAACUGUUUGGCCCAAUCCCAAUCCACCCCCACACCCACCCUUCACUACCAAGUGUCAUUCAUAAUGAAGUUACACUCGCAGCUGUGGAGUGUGCCUCGAUUGAAAUGGGAGGGUAUAAACAUGACGGGCGGGUAUGAGACGCCUUUCUCACUCCGCCGAAAAGUGGAAAGACUCAUUGCCAUUUGUAAUUUAAAGACACGUCCUGUGCAUCGCAGUGUUUCUUCUUAAAGUGAACGGGCAUCAUAUACAGUUCUGAGACAUACCGACUGCCUCAUUUUUUCAUUGUCCCAGUGAAAACAUAAAUACAGCAACCAUCACAGUGACAGGAGCUAAAUUAUAUUUCUGAUUGCAAGGGAUUCCACAUGUCUUUAAACCCCAUUACUAUUUGACAUGUGCCUGCACAAUCAAAUCAAACGUCAGCACAGAGUAAGAUUUCAGAGUUUCGUUCUAUCUUUCCAUACCAUGUCUUUUGUGUUUUUUUUUUUGUCAGUGAGACAAAGGUGGACACAUACGGAACUUAUAUUUGCAAAUCCCGCCGUAAAUGUGCACUGGUGCAGACUCACUAUUUGAGGGCCUAAUGGUCCACUCGCCCUUCGCACUCUGUGGUUCGGGACAGCCUUCAAUAUGGCGGGGAUGCGCAAAUGGAGGAGGAGUGUGAAGGGCAAGUGUGUAGGGGGCGGUUUGGGAUUGGGCCUUCAUGUUACUUGGUGUUGAAAUAGCAGUCCUGUUUUUCUAAAGUAAGGUCACGUGGUAUCAAAAGGGAGCAAAGAUACCUUGACUUUUAAUAUCUUUUGACUUUUUAAGUCCUUCUGUCAGAUCAGUUGUAAAACCUCUUGCUGGGGUCUUUGGCGUAGUCAAGUAGAAGCUGGCAGGGUGUGAAGGGGUCUCCAUAAACCUCCUCGUAUCUCCUCAUAGUGCUCACAAGGCGGUCUGCACCAAAUGUGUCUACAAAUCUGAAUGGACCUGCAUGGACACAGACACUUCUAUUAGAAAAACAAAUCAGUGCUGAGACUGUGUGUGUGUGUGUGUGUGUGUGUGUGUGUGUGUGUGUGUGUGUGUGUGUGUGUGUGUGUGUGUGUGUGUGUGUGUGUGUGUGUGUGUGUCAGUCAGUGAAAAAAAACGUACCACCAAUGCAAGGGGGAAAGCCAAGUGCAAACACAGCUCCAAUGUCUCCCUCUGCUGGAUUUCUCAGGACUCCCUCCUGGAGACACAGAAGUGCCUCAUUCACAGUACGACUCAUCAGUCGGUGCUGAAUGUCCCAGUCUGAGGAGCUACAAUAAAUUAAAUGUGAGUAUUUUUUAAGAUAAAAGACACAAGAGAUGAAAGGAAAAGCAGAUCAAACUGGAAGAUGUGGUCUUACACUGAAGGGGGCGCAGUCAGGGGGAAUUUCUUGAGGAUGUCUACAGCUUCGUGAUUCACUUUCUUGUAGUUCUUUCCUUUUUCGUAGAGAUAGAAGCCUUUUCCAGAUUUACGACCUGUGAAGAAUAUCAGGACGUACAUGUCAGACUCAUUCAUUAAUGAGGUUAAGCUAAAGUUGAAGCUUAUUUUCCUCAUUACAUCUUUACCUUUGAAGCCUCUCUCUACAAGGACCUCCAGAACAUCAGUGUCUGCUCCCCCGUAACGAGAACCAUACGAACUGAGCAUGAACUGGACAUGAGCACACAAUAAAAUCAGUCCUCUUCAAAAGUCAUGAAAAACAUCAUACUGAUUUUCUUCAAAUAAAACAGCCAAAAAACCUAAAUGCAGCUUGCAGUAGACCAACUGUACCUGUGAUGAAUGUAGACUAACAUCAUGACCCACUUCAUCUACCACCAUUGGGAAGCCCAUGGGAAAACCCAAGCUUGUUCCCAAAUCGGACAGUCUGUCCAGUCCGACACCUUCCUGCACAACAAAACAGAGGUAAGUGUGUGGCCGUUUUCUCAGUUUUACGCCCUAAAUGUGUUGAGAAACUAUCUGAGGGGGUUAGCACCAUAUUUAAAGCUCCAGUGAGUAGUUUUUACAUGGUAAUAAAAUAGACUCUAAAAUAUGUAAUGUCUCUUUAUAACCUAUAAAAGCAAUCAAGGUCGCAGUACCAGGGUUGGCUAUAUCUUUGUUGUUAAUUUCAUCGUCUGAAUCCUCGAGUGUGGGACAGCUGUCAUUCAAAAAAAUAAACAAAGUGAAGCAGCCUUUGUUUACAUUUCCUACUGCAAAGAUUUCCAAUGUAAACAACACAGGGUAAGAUUAUUAUGUACAUGAAAUCAAUAAAACAAUAAGAGAUACGACUUUGUCUAUGAGGGCACCAGAAUCCAAAUAGACUCAAAAGUUCCCUGCUGGAGCUUUAAUAAAACAACACUAUAACCGCUUGCUACUGUCAAUACUAGCAUACCUACUUUUUGUGCUAGCAUUGGCAUUUCAAUGUUUUACCAAGCAAUGAAUAUCACAGAUUUAAACUUAUAAUUGCUUGUAGCAGCUGUUUGUAUUGUCAAAAUCGGCUAAAUGACAACAACCAGUUACAUGUUUAGGUUGGUUUAGGGUAAAUUUGAGGUAAAUGUAACCAGUGAUAUUACAAAAUAUCUUAUCAAGAGGGGCUGCAAACUAAACUGCAACUGCUGUUGGCCUCUAGUUUCUUGUGUUUUUUAGGUCAGGAUACUGUCAGUAUACUAAGCAAUUCAACAGUGACAGUCAUUAAUGUCCAAUCCAUCCAAAAUGGAGUACAACUUUUUUUAAAAACCCAACCUUGAAUCUCCUGUUAGAAACUUUCAGUUGGCAUCAAUUUUGGCACCAACUUUUCUCAUCUUCAAAUGCACCUACCCCCUAGCGCCAGCUUCAGGCUCUAAAAGACUUCAACAUCAAAGGCACUGAUCAUGUCGACACUGGUUUUGUUUGUUUGUAGGUAUCAUGAAAAUCGGUUUAAGUUUUAAUCAAUUUCAUAGCUGUAAAAAAAACUCCUCACCGGAGCUUCAAAAUAAGUCAUUUAUGAUUUUUAGGGUUUUUUCAUCCCAGCCAAUACUUGGCUCUCAAAACAUGUGAGGACUUACUUACCUGCAACAUUUUUAACAACUCAACUAGAACGUGAAUAGAGCAGCGAUUUGUGUAAAACCCGGGACAAUCCUGAGAGAGAAACACACAGAGAAAUUAGAUUGAAAUGAAUUCAAACAGGCAAAAGAUGUUUCAUGAGGCAAACUCUUAAAGCAGUUUUCACCUUGACAACAAUGACUGUCUUGCCCUGUUUGAUGCCCACGCUGGAGGCAGCAGCUAUUGUGUCUUUGGAUGUCUCAUCGGUGAUGACUAUUUCUAGCAACUGCAUCUUGUCCACUGGAGAGAAAUAGUGCAUGCCAAUCACCUGUGGAUAAAUACAGGAGUAAAAUUUUGGCUUAACAUUCAUUUUUAUACUCAGUAUCUGGGAGACAAAGCCCAUUUGUGAUACCUUCUCGGGACGUUUGCUGGCUGCAGCUAUAUCUUUGAUCGACAGAGCGGAGGUGUUCGUGGCAAAAAUACAGUGAGGAGGAGUUACCUGCAAAGAAGAUUUAAACAGCAGUUUGCACAUAAAGUGAAAAGAUACUGAGAAGAAGUUCCAGAUAUGUGUGAAAUUAAACUCACCUCCUCCACUUCUUUAAGGACUCUGUGUUUCAAGUUUAUGUCUUCAAACACAGCUUCUACAACCAUAUCAGCAUUUUGGAAGCCAGUGGAAUCCAGCUGGACCGAGAGAUUGGACAUUACGAUGUCACGCUGAAAGGAGGUCAUAGAUUUCCUCUUCACUUUUGUGUCCAGACUGAAAAGAAAACACCAGAGUUAAACAGCUUCUUCAAAUUUCUUAUGAAAGUUCAUAUUCAGCCUCUUCACGCCUGAUAGGCCAACUCCACUCCACUGAGUUGUUGUGAAACCAGCGUGCUUUAAAUUUCCAGGAAUGUCAUGUCACCUUCUGUAGAUUUGGUCCUGCCCCCUGCUGAUGUUCUCCUCACUGGUGUCUUUCAGGAUGGUAAUCAGGCCUUUAUCAACUGAUACCUGUGCUAUACCAGUACCCAUCAGCCCUGCACCCAAGAUCCCCAGCGUCCUGACACAAGUAAAGCAUGUUCAGGGAAUAUUGCAAUAAUUUUGAGGUAUUGUAAUGAAAUAUUCAACCCUCACAACAGGUCUUACUUCACUUCCUUCUCUGGGGUCCCAUAGCGGUUCUUCUUACAAGCCAAUUGGCCGUGAUAAAGACCAAUCAGGGCCUUGGACUCUUGGGACAUCACCAACUUCCCAAAGUUCUGGAUAAGAUGGAAAAACAAAGGUCUAAAUCAGCUGGUGUGAUUGUGUUAAUGAAAUAAGAGAAAGGGAUUUGCUACAGCUAAGUACAUGACCUCAUGACAUGACAUCUCACCUCAGAUUCAGCCAGAUAACCCGCCUCUCUGCCUUUCUCGAGCCCAGCCUGGACAGACUGCACAUUAAACAGAAGACACAGAGUGAAAUGAGAGUGGGAAACACCGCCUGGUGAUGCAUUCGUAAGCGUCCUCUUCAUGAGCCUCAUACCUGGAUGAUUUUGGCCGGAGCUGGGUAAAGGCCUCUGGUCUGUUUCUGGGUCUUCUCACUGACAGUCUUGUAGAUUUUCCUCCUAACCAGACUCAGACCCAUCACUCUGUCCUGCAGCUCUGCCAACACAGAUACAUGAUAACAGCUGACAAAUGUGGAGCAGCUUCGAUGUUUAUGAUGUCACCUGACUGGUGCAACUGCAAGGCCAGUAUAAUGUACAGAUAGGAGUUUAGGGAUUGUUUUAAAGCUCACAUAGCCUGGACUUCAGCAUUGAUUGAUACGACAUACUGAUUGGAUCCUCAUAACUGUAUGUAAAGAUGACCAGUGGUAUACUGGCUCUACUCACUCUCCUUGAAGCUCUUUUCCUUUGUGAGGGGAACCUUCUUGUCAACAAUCCCCUUGGCCACGCCUACUGCAACCUCCUCCAGGUAUUCAAUCGUCCUUUCCUCUGCAGGCUUCAUUCCAGGACCUGAAGUGAGCAAACAUCCAUUUUAAUUUGCUUCCAAUCUUGCUGCAGGUAACAAAGAGCGUAAAAAUCCCAGAAACAGGAACAGCUUCCCUUUGUAAUAAAAAAAACUGCUUCAUGAAGAACAUACCCAGAGGGUCCACGAGCUGCUGCACUAGCCCCAUCUUCUUGGCUUUUUCCGCCCUGAUUCUCCUUCCUGUCAGCAUCAUGUCAAAUGCAUCAGGGAGGCCCACCUACACGCACAGACACACACACACACACACACACACACACACACACACACACACACAGAGGCAACAAGCACGUAUACUGUGAUCUGGGACAUCCCCAAAGUGAGGCUCUUGACCUUAACACGCUCUGGUGUGAAUAGCCACCAGCAUAAGAAUAUAGCAGAUCAUUCAAUACAAGAUUACCAUGAGUGUGUGAGUGUGUGUGUUUACCAUUUGAGGCAGUCUCUGAGUGCCGCCUGCUCCAGGCAGCAGUCCGAGCAUGACCUCUGGUGUCCCCAGGACAGUGUUCUUACUUCUCGUGGCAAUUCUGUAUUGGCAGGCUAUUGCAAACUACAGGAAAGACACAAAAAAAGGCUCGAUGGUCAGUUCUUAGUUUACAUGAGCAGCUUUGUGAGUCACACACAGAUAGAGUUUUACCUCGAGGCCUCCGCCCAGGCAGGAGCCAUGGAUAGCAGCAAUGAUGGGGAUGGGUGACUUAUCAAUCUUGUCAAUCAUCUUCUGACCUUCCUGAGAGAGGCGGGUGGCCUCCUCGCUGCUUUGACAGGACUGAAUCAUACUACGAGAGACGGAAAAUACACUUACUCUCACUUUUGAUUUUUUAAAACCCAGACAUGUCCAACCUGCAAGCUAACUAAAGCUGACAGAUUUGCUUCUCAACACCCCUGAAAGAUCCACAUUCUUGACUCAAGUAUUAAUUGGCUGGGUAGAUGAGCUCAUGAGAUAAAAGAUCAAUCAGGCAGAGGAGUUAUUUUUCUACGUGGUUAUGUACAGCCUUGCAGGAGUCACCCUCUGCUGGCAUCUCAAAACAUAGCAGGUUUUAGAAGCUAUGUUCACUUCUUGUAUUAGUUCUACGGUGGAAAUACAACAAAUACCAAAAGCCCACAUAUUUAAGUUUUACACUUAAAGCUCCUGAAGGGAACUUUUGGUCUCUGUUAAUUAUGGUGCCCCCCUGUGGAUAAAGCUGUCUUUGUUGAUAGUCUCAUCUUGCUAGUUUUUGAUAGUCAAAUGUAGAACUAAUGUAGAAUAUUUUAUGUGGAAAUUGUAGCUGCUCUGCUGACACCUGCCCCCCCC